Cantharellus anzutake is the source of this 336-nucleotide messenger RNA. RefSeq lists its product as uncharacterized. The record is from RefSeq and is a predicted model, not a curated record. The transcript has 3 exons. Lineage: Eukaryota; Fungi; Basidiomycota; Agaricomycetes; Cantharellales; Hydnaceae. The coding region runs from base 1 to 336 and encodes 111 amino acids.
AUGUCAGUUGAUUCUGCUGUCCACUCGAGUAUUAUCAUCCGUUGCGCAUCAGACCUUUCCACUUCAUCCUUCCUUCUGCUUGUCAUUGGUCUCCUAGCCGCGGGAGGUGAUGUUGCACUUCCAGUUCUCGCCGCUGUCAAUGCUGCAUUGGGGUUGUUCCCUCCUUUACGAUCUCCCACUGGUGCCACACACCUGAUCCUCAGCGAGAUGAAAGGGAAAUGGGAGAGUUUUGGGAAAUAUAUCGCAGACAAUGUGGUUGCAGUCAUCGAUUUGUACGAUGCGUCUAACGAAGAGGUUAAGCCGUGGAUGGAAAGUGUCACGAAGCUAAGCGAGUAA